Molecule: messenger RNA, 828 nt
Organism: Torulaspora globosa
Lineage: Eukaryota; Fungi; Ascomycota; Saccharomycetes; Saccharomycetales; Saccharomycetaceae
Product: bZIP transcription factor
Exons: 1
Coding region: 1-828 (275 amino acids)
Cellular component (GO): RNA polymerase II transcription regulator complex
Molecular function (GO): DNA-binding transcription activator activity, RNA polymerase II-specific; transcription cis-regulatory region binding
Source: RefSeq, a predicted model, not a curated record
AUGAAGUCAAUCACACUUGAUAAGAUCAACUGUACAGCGAAACAUGGAAAAGCAUUGCUAGAGAGACUGUGUGACCAUCCUGAGAUGUUAGGAGUGCUUGACGAACAGAGAGGCGAAAACAAGGACGACAGCAGCCUUCGACAGGCUGAUUUCAGCAGCGACGAUAAGCUCUUCCAAGACCCUGGCUAUGAAAGCAGCAUUCGAGAGGCUUUCUUCAUGGACUUUCCCGCAUUUGAUGCUUCCCAUGGUGCAGUAGAGGUCAAGAAGGAUAGCCAGGUGAGCCCUGCAGCUUCGCAGGACUCAUCGAAUAGCGAGCAGGCAGAAUGGGAUGCCAAGGAAAGGAAGAGAGCACAGAAUAGAGCAGCCCAGAAGGCAUUCAGGGAGAGAAGAGAGGCCAGAUUAAAGGAAUUGGAAGAAAAGCUGAAGGAAAGCGAAGAGAAUCGGAAGGAGCUAAGCGAAAAGAUCAUGAUCCUCAAGGAACAGCGCCUGCAGCAGAGCUAUGGAUGUCACAACGGGGGACUUUGUGACAAUGCAUCGCAGACCUACACAUUUCCGACCCCAAAAGAGUUUUAUGAUGAGUUGAUCUCUAAAGAGGUGCAUGGAGAGUUUAAAGUGAUUAAAGAGCGCUAUGUCGAUGACGCCGGGACAGAAAUUCUACCGGUUGCAGCAGCAUGGGACUACCUUCAUAAUCUCCUAGCACACAGGGAUUUCGAUAUCCAAGCUGUUAUGCAAAGCCUCAAGGGCCGCGAGGUUUGCCAUGGUCAUGGGGCAGCGUAUCCGAAGGCUGUGAUAGAUCAAGCGGUAGAAGCUUCCCAAGCUGAUAGGUGA